AUGGUAGGUGAAUUAAACAUGUUCUUAGGUCUUCAAAUUAAGCAAUUUGAUAGUGGUUUGUUUGUAUCACAAUCAACAUAUGCAAAGAACAUGCUUAAACGUUUCAAUCUUGAAAGUGCAAAAUAUGCUAAAACACCUAUGAGCUCUAUCUUAAAACUGUCUAAAGAUGUGAAUGGGAAGAAGGUAGAUAACAAAUUGUUUAGAAGCAUGAUAUGUAGCAUGUUGUAUUUAACUGCAAGUAAGCCUGACUUGUGCUUCAGUGUAGGUGUUUGUGCAAGAUUUCAAGCUAAUCCUAUUGAACUUCAUCUUACUGUCUUGAAGAGAAUCAUGAAACAUGUUUCAGGAACAACUGACUUUGGAUUAUGGUUUGCAUUCGAUACUAAUUCUAUCUUGGUUGGAAGCUUGGACAACAAGAAAAGUACUUCUGGAUGA
Pistacia vera is the source of this 432-nucleotide messenger RNA. RefSeq lists its product as uncharacterized. The record is from RefSeq and is a predicted model, not a curated record. Bases 1 to 432 code for a protein of 143 amino acids. The transcript has a single exon. NCBI's taxonomy places the organism in Eukaryota, Viridiplantae, Streptophyta, Magnoliopsida, Sapindales, Anacardiaceae.